AUGGUGGUGGUGGAAGACGACACACAGCAUUAUCUCAACGACCACUGGACACCAACGACCACAACGACCACUGGACACCAACGACCACAACGACCACUGGACACCAACGACCACAACGACCCUGGACACCAACGACCACAACGACCCCUGGACACCAACGACCACAACGACCCCUGGACACCAACGACCACAACGACCACUGGACACCAACGACCACAACGACCACUGGCCACCAACGACCACAACGACCACUGGACACCAACGACCACAACGACCACUGGACACCACGACCACAACGACCACUGGCCACCAACGACCACAACGACCACUGGCCACCAACGACCACAACGACCACUGGACACCAACGACCACAACGACCACUGGACACCAACGACCACAACGACCACUGGACACCAACGACCACAACGACCACUGGACACCAACGACCACAACGACCACUGGCCACCAACGACCACAACGACCACUGGACACAACGACCACAACGACCACUGGCCACCAACGACCACAACGACCACUGGACACCAACGACCACUGGACACCAACGACCACAACGACCACUGGACACCAACGACCACAACGACCCCUUCUUCAUGUGGAAGACGACCUACUCCUGUAGGGGGCGGCGCUCCCGGCACCGCCUCCCCCCUCACUAAUUUGACCCUUGUAACGAGGGUAAAUAAAGGUUGUUAUAACAGCGGCAUAGAGGCGCGGGGCGCUUUGUGCCGUGGCUGGCGGGAGUGUGAGAGAGUGAGAGCACUCCAGAGCACUCCAAGAGCUCCUCAGAGCUCUCCAAGAGCGCCUCAGAGCUCUCCGGGAGCGCCUCACAGCACUCUUAUCUACUGGGCUCUCAGGGCUCCCUCAGGGCUGUCAGGGUUCCCCCAGGGCUCUCAGGGCUCCCCCAGGGCUCUUAGAACUUCCCCAGGGCUCUCAGACCUCGCGUGGGCUCUCAGGGCUCCCCCAGGGGCUCUCAGGACUCCCCUAGGGCUCUCAGACCUCCCCAGGGGCUCUCAGACCUCCCCAAGGGCUCUCAGAUCUCCCCAGGGCUCUCAGAUCUCCCCAGGGCUCUCAGAUCUCCCCAAGGGCUCUUAG
Messenger RNA from Procambarus clarkii (red swamp crayfish), 1110 nucleotides. Its product is annotated as salivary glue protein Sgs-3-like. The record is from RefSeq and is a predicted model, not a curated record. NCBI's taxonomy places the organism in Eukaryota, Metazoa, Arthropoda, Malacostraca, Decapoda, Cambaridae.